Fusarium tjaetaba is the source of this 543-nucleotide messenger RNA. Its product is annotated as carbonate dehydratase. The record is from RefSeq and is a predicted model, not a curated record. Lineage: Eukaryota; Fungi; Ascomycota; Sordariomycetes; Hypocreales; Nectriaceae. The transcript has 5 exons. The coding region runs from base 1 to 543 and encodes 180 amino acids. Gene Ontology annotation, molecular function: carbonate dehydratase activity; zinc ion binding.
AUGUCCAAGACCGUUGCUGAUCUGAUUGCGGCCCACGAUCCUCAGGGUUUCGCACCAUUCCCAACAAUCGCCGACGUUAACAAGGUUACCAAGCCUCGUCUUACUAUCGUCGUUGCUUGCGUUGAUCCCCGAUGUAGCGUCGACAAGUUCAUUGACUUCAAUCUCGGAGUCCCAGAAGGUGAAAUGGUAAUGGUCUCGCGUAACGCGGGCGGAAACAUCCGCUUCGCCGUCCGCGACAUUCUUCUUCUAGAUACCCGAUUCGUGAUCGACGAGCUUGUUAUUGUUCAUCAUACCGAUUGUGGCUCAACCAUGUUCACCAACGAGUGGAUGCGUGACACUAUCAAAGCGCGAGUUGGUGAGAGUCAUGGGGAGGAGAUUGACAAGAUUGACUGGGGCGCCAAUACUGACAUGGCGGAUAGUGUUAGGGGUGAUCUCGAGUGGCUUCGUAAGAAUGAGGUUAUUAGGGACGAACUCAAGAGUACGACUCGUGGGUUUCUCUUCGAUAUCAAGACUGGAGAGGCUAAGGAGAUCAAACUUGCUUAG